Molecule: messenger RNA, 966 nt
Organism: Cucurbitaria berberidis CBS 394.84
Lineage: Eukaryota; Fungi; Ascomycota; Dothideomycetes; Pleosporales; Cucurbitariaceae
Product: alpha/beta-hydrolase
Exons: 2
Coding region: 1-966 (321 amino acids)
Molecular function (GO): hydrolase activity
Source: RefSeq, a predicted model, not a curated record
AUGGCUGAAGAAUAUCGCAAAUACUCGAUUCCGCACCCUGAAUGGGUUGAUUUUCCAAACAAGCUUCCACCAAAUACCCGAAUCGAACGCAUGACAAGGGCUCGCAAAGACAUCGUAUCAGACCCAGCACUCGACAUCACAGAACUUACCAUCAAAGCCCGCGAUGGAUACGACAUUCGACUCCGCUCUUACCGCCGUACAGCUGCCUCUAAGCUACCACUAUUCCUAUACAUGCACGGCGGCGGCUUCGUAACAGGAUCCCUGGAGACAGACGACAAAACAUGCCGCGCCGUUGCGAAAGAAGUAGAACUCUGCAUCCUCAGCAUCGAGUACAGGCUCGCUCCCGAACAUCCCUUUCCAGUAGGGUUUGAAGACUGCUGGGACGUCCUUCAGCACAUCACCACAUCACCCGCUAUCUCGAAUCUAGACUUGGAUUUGGAGUCAGGGUUCCUUGUAGGUGGCACGUCCGCUGGCGCAAAUUUCACGGCUGGCCUCGCGCAUCGGUAUCACGUCCAGGCUGUCAAAGGGAAGCCGAAGAUCACCGAUUUGGUAUUUUGGGCAGGGAGUUGGUGCCAUCCUGAUGUCCGGCCUGAACACCUACGUCCUUCUAUCCUGUCUGUAGACGAAAUCGAUGAUGCGCCUGGCCUUACGAAAUCAAGCAUAGAGUAUUUCUGGAAGAAGUACGGAGCCCCGAAAGACGAUAAAAGAUACAGUCCGUUGUUAGAAGAGGAGUGGAAAGGCGUGGCAUCGAAGGCGUAUUUUGCAAUCUGUGGCUGGGAUCCAAGGCGUGAUGAAGCAAUUGUCUUCGCUGAUAUCUUGCGUAACGCCGGUCUCGAUGUGAAAGACCAAGUAUAUCAGGGACUGCCACAUGGCUUCUGGACUACAUGUCCUGAGUUACCUGUCAGUGUUGAGUGGGAGAAGGAAACCGUGGCGGGGAUUAAGUGGAUGCUGGAGAAGGGAGAAUGA